UGCUGUACUUCCUAUGUCCACCCAAAACCAAACGAUCCAAUUGGAUCUCCACUUCCGAUUUAAAUGCUGCUUAUAAAUACUCCCCACAAUAUAUCUUUCUCCCUCGUCUUCUCCAAACACAAUUUUCCUGCGUCAACAAACCAAACACCCCCACAAUUAUCUCAGCCCUCUGCUUCAAGUAGAAAGAAAAAAUUAGCCUUGAUCUCUUUUUCCAAAUAUUUGCGAAAUACACAGCCCCAAUUCAUCUCUACCAACGAGAAAAUGGUGAAUUUCAUGAUGGAUAAAUAUAUUGUCACCACUUUCUUUGUUUCUCUAUUGGGGUUCCUUCUUCUUUAUAUUUUGCGACCAAGAUUAAGAACCACCUAUUACAAGAAAAAAGACCCUAAAACCAGCCAAAAAUGUGACACCCACAACGUAAUUUCUAGCAAUUUAAUCAAUGGUGAAUGCAAAUUGGAAAAAGGGUCCGAUGCUGAUAUCAUCAUUGUUGGAGCUGGGGUUGCCGGUGCUGCUCUUGCUCAUACCCUUGGCAAGGAAGGGCGAAGAGUUCUUGUCAUUGAAAGGGAUUUGACAGAGCCCGACCGGAUUGUUGGCGAGUUGCUACAGCCUGGAGGUUAUCUUAAAUUGAUUGAGUUGGGCCUUGAAGAUUGUGUUGAGGAUAUUGAUGCCCAGCGGGUGGUUGGAUAUGCUCUUUUCAAGGAUGGGAAAAGCACAAAUGUUUCCUAUCCCUUGGAAAAUUUCCAUUCUGAUGUGGCUGGGAGAAGCUUCCACAAUGGGCGUUUCAUACAAAAGAUGAGAGAAAAAGCAGCUACUCUUCCCAAUGUACGAUUGGAGCAAGGCACUGUAACAUCCCUGAUUGAAGAAAAUGGAUCCGUUAAGGGUGUCCAGUUCAAAACGAAGGCCGGUCAAGAACUUAAAGCACAUGCUCCUCUUACAGUAGUUUGUGAUGGGUGCUUUUCAAACUUGCGACGCUCUCUUUGCAACCCUAAGGUUGAUAUCCCAUCUUGCUUUGUUGGUUUGGUAUUGGAACUGGAGAACGAUCAACUUCCAUACCCAAACCAUGGGCAUGUUAUUCUGGCAGAUCCUUCGCCCAUCUUAUUUUAUCCUAUUAGUAGCACAGAAAUCCGCUGCUUGGUCGAUGUACCUGGUCAAAAGCUUCCUUCUCUUGCUAAUGGUGAUAUGGCAAAUUAUUUGAAGACUAUGGUGGCUCCCCAGGUCCCACCUGAGCUACAUGAUGCUUUUAUAACUGCAAUUGAUAAGGGGCAUAUUAGAACUAUGCCAAAUAGGAGCAUGCCAGCUGCUCUGUAUCCUACCCCUGGAGCUCUGUUACUUGGUGAUUCUUUUAACAUGCGCCAUCCUUUAACUGGUGGGGGAAUGACAGUUGCGCUUUCAGAUAUUGCAGUGUUAAGGAAUCUUCUUAAGCCAUUGAACGACCUGAAUGAUGCAGAUGAGUUAUGUAAAUAUCUGGAGUCCUUUUAUACUUUGCGCAAGCCAGUGGCUUCAACAAUAAAUACUCUGGCUGGAGCACUGUACAAGGUGUUCUGUGCUUCUCCUGAUCAAGCGAGGAAGGAGAUGCGAGAAGCAUGUUUCGAUUAUUUGAGUCUUGGGGGUACUUGUUCAACAGGACCCGUAGCUCUACUCUCUGGUCUUAAUCCUAGCCCGCUGAGCUUGGUACUCCAUUUCUUUGCUGUGGCCAUAUAUGGAGCUGGUCGUUUACUCGUGCCAUUUCCUUCCCCAAAGAGAUUGUGGAUUGGAGCUAGAUUAAUCUCGGCUGCAUCGAGUAUCAUAUUUCCCAUUAUAAAAGCAGAAGGGGUCAGGCAAAUGUUCUUCCCAACAACAAUACCAGCAUAUCACAGAGCUCCUCCAGUAAACAAGGGGUCAGAUUAAGCAAAAUAAAUAAUUGAAGUGUUGUUCCAUGAAUAGCAUCAACAUUUAUGCACUUGCUUUUUCAAAGCAAGAAAUGUAAGUUGCAAUCCCCUCCCAAAAAAAAAUUAAAAAUAAAAAUAAAGAGAGACUACCAUAUUGUAGGCAUAUCAUACCAAUUAAGGAAGCUCAAGUAUUGAAAUCCAGUGCCACUCUUUACCCUGUAAAAUCGAACAUUGUAGCCUUUUCGUCUUAGACAGUACAAUUCAUACCUCAUUUGUAGUUCUGAGUAAGAAAUUCACAAUUACGUUUCUAUAUUGUACAUCACAGUUAUGUAUUA
Molecule: messenger RNA, 2200 nt
Organism: Nicotiana attenuata
Lineage: Eukaryota; Viridiplantae; Streptophyta; Magnoliopsida; Solanales; Solanaceae
Product: squalene epoxidase 3-like
Exons: 8
Coding region: 64-1884 (606 amino acids)
Biological process (GO): sterol biosynthetic process
Cellular component (GO): endoplasmic reticulum; membrane
Molecular function (GO): flavin adenine dinucleotide binding; squalene monooxygenase activity
Source: RefSeq, a predicted model, not a curated record